AUGGAUGGUAAAACUGCCAUAGUGACUGGAAGUUCAUCCGGAGUUGGGUAUCACACUGCCCUAGAGCUGUACAAAAGAGGAGGAAAUGUAAUUUUAGCUAGCAGAUCUCUGAGAAAACUGCAAGAAACAGAACAAAGAUUCAAGAGAUAUUGUGCCAAUCUGAAGAAUGUUGGUCAACUUUCAAUCAUAGAGUUGGACUUAUCAUCAUUAGAGUCUGUCAGGAAAUGUGUCAAGACAUUGCUUGAUCAACAGCCAGAAAUACACAUUUUGAGUAUUGCAGGUGUGGUGUUGUAUAACCGUGAGUUGAGUGAGGAUGGCUACGAGAUGCAGUUUGCUGUCAAUCAUCUCGGCCACUUCUUACUCACUUUACUGCUCCUGCCUCGGAUCAUCAGGUCAGCUCCUUCCAGAAUCAUCAAUGUCACAUCAGAGCCCCAUUGUAUAGGUCAGUGA
Macrosteles quadrilineatus (aster leafhopper) is the source of this 450-nucleotide messenger RNA. RefSeq names its product retinol dehydrogenase 13-like. The record is from RefSeq and is a predicted model, not a curated record. The transcript has 3 exons. Bases 1 to 450 code for a protein of 149 amino acids. Lineage: Eukaryota; Metazoa; Arthropoda; Insecta; Hemiptera; Cicadellidae.